Messenger RNA from Drosophila persimilis, 975 nucleotides. RefSeq names its product microtubule-associated protein RP/EB family member 2. The transcript is spliced from 2 exons. Gene Ontology annotation, molecular function: microtubule plus-end binding. NCBI's taxonomy places the organism in Eukaryota, Metazoa, Arthropoda, Insecta, Diptera, Drosophilidae. The record is from RefSeq and is a predicted model, not a curated record. Gene Ontology annotation, biological process: protein localization to microtubule plus-end; spindle assembly; regulation of microtubule polymerization or depolymerization. Bases 138 to 911 code for a protein of 257 amino acids. Gene Ontology annotation, cellular component: microtubule organizing center; microtubule plus-end; spindle midzone.
GUGUAGAGUAGGCAGGCCUCGCUCCACAUACAUAAGUUUGACUUUCCGAAAAUCAAUCAGCAGUCAAUUUUCCGUUUGAAACUCAAGCGGUCUAGCCCAACAAAUCUUUCAGUGGACAUAAACGGUAAUAUCGCACAAUGAGUGACCUUAAAUUGACCGUAGCCCUAACCAGCAGCAACGGAGAGAACAUGUCGCGCCAUGACAUGCUGCAAUGGGUCAAUACCAUGGUGCAGGGCCACUUCAAAAAGAUCGAAGAGCUGAGCUCAGGUGUUGCCUACUGCCAAAUGAUGGAGCUGAUCUUCCCCAACUGCAUCAACCUGAAGCGCGUGAAGAUGAGCGCAAAGCUGGAGCACGAAUGCCUCCACAAUCUCAAGUUGUUUCAGAGCGCCUUUACCCGCCUCAAGCUGGACAAAGCAGUGCCCAUCGAUCGCUUGAUCAAGGGCCGCUUCCAGGACAACUUUGAGUUUCUGCAGUGGUUCAAGAAGUUCUUCGACUCGCAGGCUCCGGGCUUGGAGAACAUCAAAUCGGCUGCCAAUGCGCCCAUUCCGAAACCAAUAAAGCCGCGCGGCUUCGCUAAGGAACUAGCCAAAGCAGUGUCGCCACCAUCUAACGGAACGGGCGCAGAGGAAGAUCUCACCACAAGGGACCUGAUGAGCGAGAUGCAGACCUUGAGCAUCAAGAUCGACGGUGCCAUAGUAACACGCGACGAGUGCUACAACAAGCUGCUUCAAAUCGAACGCCUGAUGGACGACGUGACAAACAGCAACAAUCACGCGGAGUUCUGCAGCCGCAUCUAUACCGUGCUUUAUAAGACCAUGGAUGGCCAGCCCUCUGCAGAAAUUCAAGGAAUCAAUGGAAAUGCCGUCUCCAAUAGUGAAAUGGUCGAGCCGGAGGCUGAUGAAGAGUAUUGAGGUGUUUAUGUCAUUGUUGUUCUUAUUUUAUUUUGUAUUAUUAAAUCUACAUAUUGUGCAUUAA